This is a messenger RNA of Amblyraja radiata (thorny skate), 686 nucleotides long. Its product is annotated as homeobox protein Meis1-like. Gene Ontology annotation, molecular function: DNA binding. Gene Ontology annotation, biological process: regulation of DNA-templated transcription. The transcript has 6 exons. Bases 1 to 609 code for a protein of 202 amino acids. Lineage: Eukaryota; Metazoa; Chordata; Chondrichthyes; Rajiformes; Rajidae. The record is from RefSeq and is a predicted model, not a curated record.
AUGACGUUGGUUUUCGCCGGUGUCGACUUCGGCGAUUCCAUCGGCGACGACCUACGCCAACCGGCGACAGUGGCAAACGCGGACCGUUUUUUGUUGUUGUUGAGACAUAAACGCAAUGGAAAAAGCCUAAAUGAUCCAGACAAUUGCCUUAAACCUGCACCUUUUGCUGUACUGACAGGGGACGGAUUGGACAACAGUUUAGCAUCACCGAGCACGGGAGAUGACGAUGACCCGGACAAGGAAAAAAAACGGCAGAAAAAACGAGGCAUCUUCCCAAAAGUAGCAACAAACAUCAUGCGGGCCUGGUUGUUCCAACACCUGACACAUCCGUACCCUUCAGAAGAGCAGAAGAAGCAACUGGCUCAAGAUACGGGAUUAACUAUUCUGCAAGUCAACAACUGGUUUAUAAAUGCCAGAAGAAGGAUAGUCCAACCCAUGAUAGACCAAUCUAAUCGAGCAGUGAGUCAAGGUGCCCCUUACAACCCCGAGGGCCAGCCGAUGGGAGGUUUCGUGAUGGACAGCCCGCAACAUAUGGGGAUCAGGCCACCCGGACCAAUGAGUGGAAUAGGCAUGAAUGUAGGGAUGGAGGGCCAGUGGCACUACAUGUAACGACCUAAUUAACAAGUCGCAAAAGCAAGGGGGAAGUAAGUACAAUGGGGUCUUUGCCUCAACAUCUUGUUUCAGCA